Messenger RNA from Ailuropoda melanoleuca (giant panda), 5108 nucleotides. RefSeq names its product VANGL planar cell polarity protein 2 (gene VANGL2). Gene Ontology annotation, cellular component: membrane. The transcript is spliced from 8 exons. Gene Ontology annotation, biological process: multicellular organism development. Bases 361 to 1944 code for a protein of 527 amino acids. Lineage: Eukaryota; Metazoa; Chordata; Mammalia; Carnivora; Ursidae. The record is from RefSeq and is a predicted model, not a curated record.
CCGAGGGGGACAGGCAGCGGUCUGGGACGCAGAGGGGGUGGCCGGCUCCGGAGCCCCCUCCGCGCCGCCCUCGCCCGCGCUGCCCGUCCGCGAGCGCGGAGUUCGCCGCGACCCGGAGCGCUGCGGAUACAAAGGCGCCGGGCCGAGCCCACCGGCACUUCGCGGCGGCGGAACGUCGCUUGAUUUUCUCUGAGACAAGCCCACCCGUCCAGCAAAAUAGAGUCCCUCAGGGUGACGGUUGAUUUCCUGAAGGUGCCCCUUGGCCUUAAGAAGCCGGUGCUGAAGGAGGUGGCUGUGGGGCCCCCCAAAAGGCCCCAGCCCGUGGCCCUGGAGCGCUAUAAGGCGCGGCGUUCGGACGCCAUGGAUACCGAGUCCCAGUACUCGGGCUAUUCCUACAAGUCGGGCCACUCCCGCAGCUCCCGCAAGCACAGGGACCGCCGGGACCGGCACCGCUCUAAGAGCCGAGAUGGGAGCCGCGGCGACAAGUCGGUGACGAUCCAGGCUCCAGGCGAGCCCCUGCUGGACAACGAGUCCACUCGAGGGGAUGAGCGGGAUGACAACUGGGGGGAGACCACCACAGUAGUGACGGGCACCUCUGAGCACAGCAUCUCCCACGAUGACCUCACGCGCAUCGCCAAGGACAUGGAGGACAGCGUCCCGCUGGACUGCUCCCGUCACCUGGGCGUGGCGGCCGGGGCCACGCUGGCGCUGCUCUCGUUCCUCACGCCGCUGGCUUUCCUGCUGCUGCCCCCGCUGCUGUGGCGGGAGGAGCUGGAGCCCUGCGGGACGGCCUGCGAGGGCCUCUUCAUCUCCGUGGCCUUCAAGCUGCUCAUUCUGCUGCUGGGCAGCUGGGCGCUGUUCUUCCGCCGGCCCAAGGCGUCGCUGCCGCGCGUGUUCGUGCUGCGCGCGCUGCUCAUGGUGCUGGUCUUCCUGCUCGUGGUGUCCUACUGGCUCUUCUACGGCGUGCGCAUCCUGGACGCCCGCGAGCGCAGCUACCAGGGCGUGGUCCAGUUCGCCGUGUCGCUGGUGGACGCCCUGCUCUUCGUGCACUACCUGGCCGUGGUCCUGCUGGAGCUGCGCCAGCUGCAGCCUCAGUUCACGCUCAAGGUCGUGCGCUCCACCGACGGCGCCAGCCGCUUCUACAACGUGGGCCAUCUCAGCAUCCAGCGCGUGGCCGUGUGGAUCCUGGAGAAGUAUUACCAUGACUUCCCUGUCUACAACCCUGCCCUCCUCAACCUGCCCAAGUCCGUCCUGGCCAAGAAAGUGUCUGGCUUCAAGGUGUAUUCCCUCGGAGAGGAAAACAGCACCAACAACUCCACGGGCCAGUCGCGGGCCGUGAUCGCCGCGGCCGCUCGGAGACGCGACAACAGCCACAACGAGUACUACUAUGAGGAGGCGGAGCACGAGCGGAGGGUGCGCAAGCGCAGGGCCAGGCUUGUGGUGGCGGUGGAGGAGGCCUUCACUCACAUUAAGCGGCUGCAGGAAGAGGAGCAGAAGAACCCCAGGGAGGUGAUGGACCCCCGGGAGGCAGCCCAGGCCAUCUUUGCGUCCAUGGCCCGUGCCAUGCAGAAGUACCUUCGCACCACCAAGCAGCAGCCUUACCACACCAUGGAGAGCAUCCUACAGCACCUCGAAUUCUGUAUCCUCCCCUCCCCCUCCCCCUCCCCCUGCCCCCCUCCCCAGGCCUUCCUGGAGCGGUACCUGGCGGCCGGACCCACCAUCCAGUACCACAAGGAACGCUGGCUGGCCAAACAGUGGACACUGGUGAGCGAGGAGCCGGUGACCAACGGGCUCAAGGACGGCAUCGUUUUCCUCUUAAAACGCCAGGACUUCAGCCUGGUGGUGAGCACCAAGAAGGUCCCCUUCUUCAAACUCUCCGAGGAGUUUGUGGAUCCCAAGUCGCACAAGUUUGUCAUGAGGCUGCAAUCCGAGACCUCGGUGUGACUGAGCAGCAGCGGCAGGGGCGCCUGCGGGCGGGGGAGGGCUCGGCUCUCACCCCUGCCACCCCUCGUCCUCCUGCCCCCGUUUACUUUUACUUGAAUUGACUCCCCCACGCGUCUGCUCCCCCCCUCCGUAGUUGCCCCACGUGAGCCUCAGGAGGCCACCUGUGUCAGCAGAGCCUGGGAAGCUCGGGCUCUCCCCAGCCCUCACUUGGUGUCAUCCUGCAGGAAGCUGUGCCUCUCCCCAUCUCCUUCCCCGAUGGUGGUCUCUUCUGAGAGGGGGCAGGGCCCUCCUGAGCCCCCACCCCCGAACCAGGUUCUCCUCGAAGUUUCCCCGGGGCACAGACGGGGGUCCAGAGAGCCACGGUGCCAAACUCCUCCAGACGGCGGGUCCUCUGUGCCUCCUGCCCAGUCAGCCCGCCCCGGUACAAGUGCUGAGCUCUGGGGGCAGGGCCCCCUGCACCCCCCACCCCCGGCCCGAGUCUGGGGGCUCCCCGCCCCAGCCGGGGUCAUCAGCUUCGGCUGUCAGAGCCUCCCCCGCACAACCACACACAUUCAGGGCGAGGGAAGAGCCUGCCCUUCACCCAAGUCUCUACUUUCUGUUUCUGAGUCAUACGGUCUCCUGUGACAACAGCCAAAUGGAGGCAGAAGCCCUCUGUGACCACUUCUCCUGGGCCGUGGGGACGGGGCCUUUCCUCCCUGGGUCCAUCCUGGGCAGCUUCUGAGGGAAGGUCGGGAGAGACCCCGGGGAACGUGGCGGAUCCCAACCUCCGAACCUGCCUGGAGCUUCAUUCCCGCCUUGCUGGGGCAGGUUUCCCCUUCCCGGUGAAGGAUGGCAAGUAGAUGCCAACGCAGGUUUAGUGGCUUCCAGACCAUGGCCCAACCCCCGUGGUCUUAGACCAACGUUUUUCUCCCCCCCCCCAGUGUGUCUUCUCUCAGCACCAGGGACCUGUUGCCUCAUCUCGUUUGGGGGGGAGCCAGUGGCUUCUCCUCAUCCCCUGCCUUAAGCCCACUUCUUUGCCUCAGGGGUCUCUUUUCCUUGGCUGGCCAGGGUCCCCUCCUCUCCCUGCCUGGCUCUCUGGGCACUCGCCUCCCUCAGUGAUGGGGUGAGGGACCAGGAUUGCUGCCUUCGCGCGUAUCCGUCCCUCACGCUGUUGCGCUUCUGUCGUCUGAAUUCUCGAGAGUUUAGGUCUCAUUUUGAGCAAAAUUUGCUGGCCUUCUAAGACGUAUUUUUGGUGUGAAUCUGAGCCUUUCACUCAGACGAGUUUCAAUUACAUAGUUUUAGCCAAGGGAACUGGAACCUCAGCCGGGAUCCACGUGGGGGACCAUCCGUGGCUGGGCUGGGCUGGGCUGGGCUGGAGCGUGCCCCGGGGGCCAGUGCCCCUCCUCAGGCCCAUCUUCUCCUGGCAAACUCACUCGUUCUUGCCACGAGGAGGGCCCCCUGGGCUCAGAUCCCCAUGGGUCUCUGACCGGGGAGGCUUCCUGUCUGUGUAGGGGCAGCCCGGGCAUGAGGGAGCCUCGUGAUGGCCUUUCCCCCUUGUCCUCUCUGAAAAAGCACAUCUGUCCACCCACACUUCCUGGAGAAGGGCUCUUCAGUUCGUGCUGACCCCGGUCCCCACAGGUGUGGGUUGGGGGCCUGACUUAGGCGGUGCCUGAGGGAAAUGCAUCUGUCCUGGGGGUUGUGGGAAGGUAUCUUUUCUUCUCUUCAGGGACCUGGUUUCAGAGGAGUCCCUCCUGGGUCACAUUUCUAAAUACCUCACUAUCCUGGAAAACGGGGCCUGGAUGGUGGGCAGGAGCGGGGUGUGGUGUGACGGAAGGGCCGGGGUGGGGCGGCAGACGGAAAGCAUUUGGGAUCUUUGUUGCUGCCCUACGUUAGGGGUGGGGGAGUGUUUAUUUUCAGAACCUGCCAUGUUUUUAAUCACUGUGAUUUUUUCAUUCCUUUUAACUAAAACAAAAAGCAAACUUUCCCCCCAACUCUCUACGCACUAAGGGCUGUGACUGAGAACGGUAGUGUUUUGGUCCUUUGCGUCAGAACUGUGGUAUUUUUGUCUUCUUUGACGAUUAUUAUAAUUAUUAUUAUUUUUUAAAAUGUCAGGAUGAGUUGUCAAGUGUUUGGCUGUGUGUGUCUUCUGCUGCUCGCACGGGGAGCUGUCUUCAUGCUGUGAACGGCCGUGGGGCUCAGGCCCUCCGCGCACUGUCCCCCCUGCUCUGCCGGGCCUGCCACGCGCUGGCUUCUCUUGCUCUUCUCCUGUUGGGGGAACAGGUUCUCCACCUCCCUGUGGCCCCCCGCCGCUCCGCCAGGACACCGGCCGUGUGGCUGGGUCUCCUGCCUUCUCUUUUCUGUGACUCCACGGCACCCUCCCCACCAUACCCAGCAGGCCUUGCUUGUCAUCACCUUGGAGCGCCCCGGGGACGCUGUGCCUCAGGCCUUUACCUACCUCGCCACACUGCCGUGUCCCACCGGUCCCCUUUCUUUUACACGACCCUUAGCGCUCCGCCGACUCCCGCUUAUUUCUUUUUGAUCCUUCCUUGUUUCUUCCCGCCCCUGUCCCAUCUGAGCCUUUCAUUUCUCGCUCCGCAUUCCUGUUGCAAACCCCGCCACGGUACCUGUGAAGAGGCAUUGGGACCCCCCCCCCAGAACCUUCUCAUCAGAAACACCCCUUCCCAGAGUCUGUGCUUCUCUCCUCUGUUGGGCCCCAGGAGCUCCCUCGCCCCUCGGUGCUGUCUGUCUGCCGGUCUGCCUGUCUUCUCUUUCCCCUGCCUUUCCCCCAGGGCGACAUCUACUGAUGGAUUCGGUCCUGGUGUGUGAUUGUUGUGAUUUGUUCUGUGCGCGAAAGGAAGGGGGCUUGUUUUGGGUCCCUUCCAAGUGAGAUUGUAAAUGUAGAAUUUGCCACUGUUGACUCUAGAUUUUUUUCUUUCCUUUCUUUUACAUUUCUUUCUUUCUUUCUUCUUCCUUUUUUUUUGGGGGGGGUUACAGAGACCUUGUGCAUGCAUGUAGAAAAUUGUAAAAUGUAAAUUUUUUUUUAAUAUAUAAAAAGCUUGUUUUUACAGUUUGCAGUGGAUCUAAACAUUAUGGCAAUUUUAGGGAUUUUUUUUCUUAAACAUAGGAACUAAAACUGUACAAAUUUUUUUUAUAUAAAAUAAAGACAUUUGACUUUUGUGGGGGCA